UGCUUUCCCUUUGUAUUUACUAUUUCUCUGUUUCUCCAGAAUCCUCCAUUGCAAACCAUGCUUUCUUUCCAGCUUGCUGAGGUCCCUCUCUCUUCGAUCCACCAACCAUUUUACCCAACUUCGCUAUCUAAAUAUUUCUAUCUGUAAUCUCUCUCUCUCUCUCUCUCAAAGAUUGGAUAUUUGUCUGGGCCUUUCUCACCAUUUUUUUUAACUUUUUUUUUUUUAUAAUUAUCUGAAUUCUUUUUGGCCCACUUCAGGCCACAACCCCUGCUUGUAAGCUACUCCUCUCCAACCGUAUCUUUAGAAGGCAUCCGGGUUAUUUUGGGUUUUGGUUAUUUGAGGUCGACAUUGGCCCAUUUAUGCAUACUGAGUUUCUGUUGCUUCAAGAAGGAACUUUUACUUUGCUUCUAUGGUUGAUCGAGGAAAUAAAAAUGAGGUUGGCUUAAAUCACUAGAAAGGUGUGGAUUUCUCUUCGUUUCGGGAAUUAAGAGGAUCAAGUUGAUACUGAGGUUGAGUGAUCGAGGAUUAAAGAUGUCAUCUGAGGGUUCUUUGAAUGCAGAAUUAUCGAAAAAGACGUCAUUUUUGGGUUUGAAACUAUGGGUUUUGAUCUGUGUAUGUGUUGGUGCAUUUAUAGUUAUAAUUCUUUGUAUAUUAUCUGUAUGGGUCACGUUUCGAAAGAGAUCUAGGAAAUCUGCGGAACGAUUUUCACUCUCCCAAAUACCAAAUGUCUCAAAAGAUAUUAAGAUUGACAGGGUUGGGACUCAGACUUCUCAUGAGAGUUUAUUUCAACCAGUCCUUGAAAAGUCGAGUGAUAAGCAUUCUGAUAAAACAUCAGUUCAUUUGGGUACAAGAAAAUCAAGUGAUCCUGAUAAUAACACUCAAUGCAGCUCGGUUUAUCAUCAUGAGAGAGGAUUGAGUUCAAUUUCGUGGGAAGAAGGAAGUUGUGGGACUGAUAGGAAGCAUUCCUCAUUGCUACAUGGAGGACUUAUGACAGCCUCUCCUUUAAUUGGCUUGCCAGAAAUUUCUCAUCUUGGGUGGGGCCACUGGUUUACUUUUAGGGAUCUAGAAUUUUCCACUAAUCGUUUCUCUGCAGAAACUGUGCUUGGUGAGGGUGGAUAUGGGGUUGUUUACAGGGGCAGACUGGUCAAUGGAACUGAGGUGGCAGUGAAGAAACUUUUUAACAACUUGGGACAGGCGGAGAAAGAAUUUAGGGUUGAAGUUGAAGCCAUAGGCCAUGUUAGACAUAAGAAUCUUGUUCGGCUUCUGGGCUAUUGCAUUGAAGGAGUCCACAGGAUGCUGGUGUAUGAAUAUGUGAAUAACGGGAACUUAGAGCAAUGGUUACAUGGAGCAAUGUGCCAACGUGGUAUCCUUACUUGGGAGGCGCGCAUGAAGGUGAUUCUUGGUACUGCAAAAGCGCUUGCGUAUUUACAUGAAGCAAUAGAACCAAAAGUGGUUCACCGAGACAUUAAAUCAAGCAACAUCCUGAUUGACGAUGAGUUUAAUGCCAAGGUUUCUGAUUUUGGCUUGGCAAAAUUCUUGGGUUCGGGAGAAAGUCAUAUCACAACUAGAGUAAUGGGAACGUUUGGUUAUGUGGCACCCGAAUAUGCUAACAGUGGCUUGUUAAAUGAAAAGAGUGACAUUUAUAGCUUUGGUGUCCUCCUGCUAGAAGCCAUUACAGGAAGGGACCCCGUGGACUAUGCCCGGCCUGCUAAUGAGGUUAAUCUUGUUGAAUGGCUAAAGAUGAUGGUGGGAACCAGAAGAGCCGAGGAAGUUGUGGAUCCAAGCCUUGAAGUUAAACCCACUACACGUUCCCUAAAACACGCCCUUCUGGUUGCACUAAGAUGUGUUGAUCCUGAUGCAGAUAAGAGACCCAAAAUGAGUCAGGUUGUACGUAUGCUUGAAGCUGAUGAAUAUCCCAUUCCCGAGAAUCGAAGGAAUAGAAAGAGCCGUACGAAGAGCAUGGAAACUGAGGCCAUGAAGGAAAUUACUGGUCAAACUGACCCUGAAAACAUGGUGGUGAAGGUUGCUUCGGUCUGCUUUCAAAUUAGCGAAUCCAAGAUUUCAGGAUAAUUCAAUUGAACCACCACGUGAAACUUGCUAGGGUAGCAUGAGCUCAGACCAUAUGCUCAAGCUUUCUAGAGUAGUACGAGGCUGACAAUUGAGUUAAAAUUAUGAGAAAAGCUAGUAU
Messenger RNA from Juglans regia (Persian walnut), 2188 nucleotides. Its product is annotated as probable receptor-like protein kinase At2g42960. Bases 532 to 2070 code for a protein of 512 amino acids. Gene Ontology annotation, molecular function: ATP binding; protein kinase activity. The record is from RefSeq and is a predicted model, not a curated record. NCBI's taxonomy places the organism in Eukaryota, Viridiplantae, Streptophyta, Magnoliopsida, Fagales, Juglandaceae. Gene Ontology annotation, biological process: protein phosphorylation. The transcript has 9 exons.